This is a messenger RNA of Papilio polytes (common Mormon), 3334 nucleotides long. RefSeq names its product zinc finger protein Dzip1 (gene DZIP1). NCBI's taxonomy places the organism in Eukaryota, Metazoa, Arthropoda, Insecta, Lepidoptera, Papilionidae. Gene Ontology annotation, cellular component: cytoplasm; ciliary basal body. The transcript has 9 exons. Bases 104 to 3334 code for a protein of 1076 amino acids. Gene Ontology annotation, biological process: cilium assembly. The record is from RefSeq and is a predicted model, not a curated record.
UAGGCAACCAUAACAUAAACAAAGCACGUUGCUUAUGUGCUUAUCAAUGUGCUUGGUGGAAUCAAUCCGAUAAAAUGGUUGUAUUUUAUUAAACAUAAUUAAAAUGGCUUGUAAAACGUCAUACGAGCUUCACCACAAUUUUCCCAAACUUGCUGAAGAGUCCGGCUUCACAUUUAGCACACAUAAACCCCGCGUUCACAUCGAAUGGAACAAAAUUCGAUUAAUUGAUAUAGAGAGUUUGAUGCGAGAUAGAAAGUUUGUACAAAUCGAACAACAUAUCAAUGAUAUCUUAGAUUGUGUUCUCGAAUCGGAGUUCGAUGUGCGUAUUCUGGAUGAAGGUGUUCUAAAGAUAUUUCGGCUAGCUCAGUUAGCCGUUGAAUAUCAACAGUUUUGCCGACAUUACCUUGACAGGAGUGUUUUCGUUUUACGUGAAGAAAUAACUGGGUUAGCUCAGGAACUUGAGUAUGCAAAAAAAACAAUACGUGAAAAAGAGGAUGAAAUGAGAAAGCUUAAACGCAAAACUAAAUAUAACAUACGAGCUCCGCUUCCUUAUGGUAAUGAUAAUAUUGCAAAUAUGAUUUUACAAACAUUAGCUAAUAAAAGUGAUAUAUUUCCAUCGUCAACUCAAAUCGACAAUGUGCAUUACAAUAAGUGCAGCUAUUGCGAUAAAGUUUUUAUGAAUCAAUUAUAUUUAAAAAGUCAUAUUUCACGGCGACAUAGCAAUGUAGUAGAGAUACCUCAAAAAGAUUUACCUCGUAAUGAAAUCACUCAAAUCGAUAACGAACAAUCAAAACUGCAAAAUGAAAUCAUUGAAUUAAAGACAAAGUUAAAAGAAAUGGAAGUUCUAAUAAAAGUCACUAACGAUCAAAAUAAUCGGGAACUAAAUAUUGCAAAGGAAGAAAAUACCAAAGAUAUAGGAAAUUGUUCGAAUGAUCACACAAUAAAAACUAACAUUAUUAAUAAAAGUCCAGAGAAACGGAUGAAAGAUGUUGAAGUAUCUACAAACAGUGAAAUCUACAUUUUAGAAAAAAUUGAAGAAUGGAAAAAGGAAGAAUUUGAAAAAUACAAUAAAGAAAUAAGUCUUCUCCGCUCACAAAUCUCCAGCAUCAUAGAUUGUAACAAAGACGUAGCCAAAGGUAACUCAGUGCCAAAUGAUAAUAAAAUAAUGGAACAUCUACAAGAUACGAUAAAACAGCAAAGUGCAGAAAUAACGUCAUUGAAAGAAGAAUUGUUUAAUUCGCGGUUAAAAUCGAAAAAUGACGAAAUAGAGAAGAAAAAAGAAAUUGACGCACAACUCGCAUUUUGGGCUGAAAGGACUGAAGCUCAAUCUAAAGAAUACAAGUUAUUGCUUCAAAAAUUAGAUAUAGUGGCUAAAGAAGCCAAGGAAUCACGGGACAUAGCAGAAAUAGAAAAACAACGAGCUGUUAAAUUGCAGCAUCUUUUAGAACAAAACAACGAUAAUGUAAAAAGAAUUGUGGAAACGGCUGUAAUUCACAAAGAACAUGACAUAAAAACCGAGAAUAGGCAGCAUAGAAACGACAAUAAUGAAAAUGUGGUAAAGGAUGCUGCAAAUGUUAAAUCUCCCAGUAAGUCGACUCCAAUGCCGGACCGUAAAACACUAGAGAAAUUACAUCGUAAGGCGCAAGAACUGCUAAAUCAGUCGAUAUCAUCUUCCGAGGUUUCUAGCACGAGUGAUAGUAACAGUCAUGUACCCGCCGAUGAUCGAAAUGUAAGAAAAGUAGUUACGACUAAGAAAAAGAGAAACGAAGAUAACUUUGAAAACGAUAAACAAUAUAUUCAUAACAAAGACAAGAUUACGAAAAAGACGCAACAUAAAAGUUUUGAAACAAACCGAAAAGUGCAGAGUCCAGAAAUAAAGAAAAUUAAAUCUCCGAUAAAAAAGGUUGACGGACCUGUGAACAAGAGAGGAAGCCCAAUAAAAGUUGUAAGAGCAAAAUUAACAGAAGAAGUGAAUCAGCGCCUCGUGUCGCUCGGUGUCGAUCCUUUGAAGAAAAGACUACCUCGAGAUAUUUUCAACAGGCAGCGACAACAACUUCAAGAAAACAACGAAAUAAAAUCAAAGAAAAAUCCUACACGUGAAAAAAUUAAUCACUACAUUAUGUCUUAUUUGGACAAAAAAACUACAAUCACAAAUAAAAAGACUUUUCAAGAAGAUGAAUAUUUUUCUCCAAAUAAAUCUUCAAAACCAUUCAGCUUAACGUCCGUCAUCUCAAAUGUAAAAUCGAAAGCAUUAUCUUUAGUAAAAACAAACGACGGAUUGAAGAAAGAAGAUAAAACACCAUACGAUAAUGUUACAAGAAAAGCUCUAUUUUUACUUAAAACACCAAGCCCAAAAAAUCACAAACUAAAUUUGGAAAAUGAAACACACGACACAAAAGAAUCAAAAGAGAUCAUCAAAGAAAAUGCAAAAACAAAUAAACUGAAAAAUAGUUACGAUGACAAAAACUACAAAGUUUCCGGUAGUAGCGAAGAAUAUGAUUCAAACAUAACUGAUGUAUCGAACGACAAAUUGAACCAAAUCAACUUAAAAUCACAACCUCGACGCCCUGCCACUAGUAGUGCUGUCUAUGAUUAUAAUGCGCAAGAAAAAGGUGGUGAAACUAAAAUAACGGAUGCAUUUGAACAAACGGACACGAAUAAACCAAACCGUUAUUUAAAAAAUCACGGUAGUGACAACAGCAGUGAUGAUAUAGCUUCGAUAACAGACCACGGAUUAAGAAAUGCUAUUUCUGAUGAAAAUGUAAAUGACCAAAAGCAAACCAAAGGAGUACUGAAAAGUGCAUCCUCAAUGUCUUCCUUAUAUAAAAAGAAAGUAAUAUUUGAUAUGGAUGCUAUACAAAUGAAAUCUGUUAGUGCGUCGCCAUCACAGAGUAUAACUGAAAGAAGUGAUAAGAAUGAGAAAACCGAAUUAGGAAUCAUAAAUCUUGAUACUGAAGAAUGGGAUUUAUCAAGCAUAGAAAAUGAACCGCUAAAACAGGAGAAAUCAAUAAAACUCAGCACGCGCACUAGUCCAAAAAUAGCAGAGCUAAAACAAAGCAUCGAAUCGCAACUAACGCGCCGUAACCCAACUCUCUCAACUGCUUUAGUGGGAGGAGUGGAUGUGCUACAAGGGCCAACGAUGACAAAGACCAGCCUCGGCGGCAGCAACACAAGCCUGGGUAGCUCAAUUCUAGAUGACUCCGAAUAUGCUCUACAUCAUAAUCAUACAGCAUUCGUUAGGCCGAAAAAAAUAACAGAUAAAGACGAUAGUGAAAUUGACAUUUCAGAAGUUGUAGACGAUAUUAUUGACAAUAAGCAUAAAUCUUUUAAAUAA